AUGCUGCUGCUUCUUCUGCUCACAAACGCUUUUGUCCUUCUGCCCUGGGCUGGGGCUGGAAGGAUCAUUGGCGGAAGGGAAGCUGUGGCCCACUCCAGACCCUACAUGGCUUUUUUAAAAAUUAAAAAUGCGACAAAGACUAGUAGGUGCGGAGGGUUCCUGAUUCGCCCAGAUGCAGUGCUCUCAGCAGCUCACUGUGUGGAUAAAAAAGGGAUAGUGAGCUUCUCUGUGAUUCUGGGAGCCCACAACAUAAGUAGUCAAGAACCAAGCCAGCAGAAGAUCCCUGUUGGAAAAUGGGUCAUCCAUCCUAAAUAUUCCCGUAAAGGCUGCAUAAAUGAUAUUAUGCUGCUGAAGCUGAAGAAAAAAGCCAAGAUCAAUGAGUAUGUGCAAUAUAUCUCCUUUGCCAAGGAAAAUGAACAUGUGAGAGUAGGAGCCUUAUGCAGGGUGUCUGGCUGGGGCCGGACAUCUCUGAACCCGCCAGCGAGUGAUGUCUUGAGGGAGGUGGAAUUGAAGGUGCAGAAGGAGAAAAUCUGUCAGAAGUUUUCCAAAUACUUCCAGCCUCAGUCUAUGAUCUGUGUUGGUGAUGAAAAGAGUAAAAAAGCAGCUUACAAGGGUGAUUCUGGUGGCCCAUUAGUCUGCAAUAAGAAGGCUCAUGGCAUUGUUUCUCAUGCACGUAAAUACAACCUCUUCCCUGAGGUAUUCACCAGGAUCGCCCACUUUGAGCCCUGGAUCCGUAAGCAGCUGACAAGGUUUUCACUACAAGAUAUUCCUAGCUUUCCAGCAGAGCAGGCAUCUCUGGAGCUGAGCUCCCCUCUGACGAUAGUGAGCUUCACUGUGAUUCUGGGAGCCCACAACGUAAGUAGUCAAGAACCGAGCCAGCAGAAGAUCCCUGUUGGAAAAUGGGUCAUUCAUCCUGAAUAUUCCCGUGAAGGCUUCAUAAAUGAUAUUAUGCUGCUGAAGCUGAAGAAAAAAGCCAAGAUCAAUGAGUAUGUGCAAUAUAUCUCCUUUGCCAAAGAAAAUGAACAUGUGAGAGUAGGAGCCUUAUGCAGUGUGUCUGGCUGGGGCCGGACAUCUCUGAACCCGCCAGCGAGUGAUGUCUUGAGGGAGGCGGAACUGAAGGUGCAAAAGCAGGAGAUCUGUCAGCAGGUUUUCCCUAACUACAAGCGUCAGUCUAUGAUCUGUGUUGGUGAUGAAAACCGUAAAAAAGCAACUUACAAGGGUGAUUCUGGUGGCCCAUUAGUCUGCAAUAAGAAGGCUCAUGGCAUUGUUUCUCGUGGAAUAAAACAUCGCCUAUUUCCUAAGGCAUUCACCAGGAUCUCACACUUUGAGCCCUGGAUCCGUAAGCAGCUGACAAGGUUUGCACUCCAAGAUAUUCCUGGCUCUACAUCCUCUGACUAA
Melozone crissalis (California towhee) is the source of this 1398-nucleotide messenger RNA. RefSeq names its product granzyme F-like. Gene Ontology annotation, cellular component: intracellular membrane-bounded organelle; cytoplasm. Gene Ontology annotation, biological process: proteolysis. Lineage: Eukaryota; Metazoa; Chordata; Aves; Passeriformes; Passerellidae. Gene Ontology annotation, molecular function: serine-type endopeptidase activity. The transcript has 9 exons. Bases 1 to 1398 code for a protein of 465 amino acids. The record is from RefSeq and is a predicted model, not a curated record.